CCGCCUUCUUCAACGUCCCAUUGUUUGCAUCAGACCGAGAGGCUGUCUGCGCCGCCGUGUUCCUGGAGAAGAAGACUCGGCCUACCGACCCUCAUUUAAACGAACCACCAGCGGAUAGCCAUCGGGAACCGCGGGAACCUUCUCGAGUUUCUCCGUCCGAAACCCUUUGUAUGUUAACGGAUUAAACCACCGAACCAUGAUGAUGGACGACGACCAGCCCAGAACCCUGUAUGUGGGGAACCUGUGCAGGGAUGUCACCGAGCCGCUGAUCCUAGAGCUGUUCCAGCAGAUCGGGCCAUGCAAGAGCUGUAAAAUGAUUAUUGACACGGCCGGGAAUGACCCCUACUGUUUCAUCGAGUUCUACGACCACAGGCAUGCAGCUGCCUCGCUGGCAGCCAUGAACGGACGUAAAAUCAUGGGUAAGGAGGUCAAAGUCAACUGGGCCACAACACCAACCAGCCAGAAGAAAGACACGAGCAAUCACUUUCACGUCUUUGUCGGGGACCUCAGCCCUGAAAUCACCACAGAAGAUGUCAAAGCGGCAUUCGGGCCUUUUGGCAGGAUAUCGGAUGCCAGGGUGGUGAAGGACAUGGCGACAGGGAAAUCUAAAGGCUAUGGUUUUGUGUCUUUUUUCAAUAAGUGGGACGCAGAGAACGCCAUCCAGCAGAUGGGGGGUCAGUGGCUUGGGGGGCGGCCCAUCCGGACCAACUGGGCUACAAGGAAGCCCCCCGCCCCCAAGGCCAACUAUGAAAGUGCGUUGACAUACAACUGCAAGCACCUGUCCUUCGAGGAAGUCGUGAACCAGUCCAGUCCGAGCAACUGCACGGUGUACUGCGGGGGCGUGAGCACGGGCCUGACAGAGCAACUGAUGAGGCAGACGUUCUCCCCCUUCGGACAGAUCAUGGAGAUCCGGGUGUUCCCAGACAAAGGAUACUCCUUCGUGAGGUUUAACUCCCACGAGGCCGCGGCCCACGCCAUCGUCUCGGUCAACGGCAGCUCACUAGAGGGCCACGUGGUCAAGUGCUACUGGGGCAAGGAGACCCCCGACAUGGUGAACCCCAUGCAGCAGCAGAUGGCCCUGCCCCAGGUGGUUAGCGGUGCGCAAGGAUUGGCUUCUCUAAAAAAUCAGAACAAGGUGGGGUACCCGGCCGCCCAGCCCUACGGCCAGUGGGGCCAGUGGUACGGCAACGGGCCCCAGAUCAGCCAGUACGUCCCCAACGGCUGGCAGAUGCCCACGUACGGCGUCUACGGGCAGGCCUGGAACCAGCAGGGCUUCAACCAUUUACCGGCCAGUGCUGGGUGGAGUGGCGUGGGGGCCCUGAGUAACGGAGGGGUAAUGGAGGCUUCCCAGGGAUUGAAUGGGAGCAUGCUCGCCAGCCAGCCUGGCAUGGGAGCCACAGGAUACCCCACACACUGAGUUAGACCGGGCGGGACGCUUCUCCCCUCCUGUUGGAUUUUUGUUAUUAUUUUUGGGGGGGUUUUGGGUUAGUUUGUUCUGUUGUCCGCCGUCAGUGAGUCUCUGGCUGCUGCCCCCCCCCCCCGCGCGGGGCAGUGAGACCUCCUGCGACCGCUGGCCGGACUUAAGACUCUGGGCUCGGGUCGUCUUAAAGGGCGCUCGUAGAGGAUGUAUAAAGGGGUCAUGGGGUGGGCGGGGCCUAGGCUGAGUUAGGGAGGGGGGGGUUUGGGUGGGGGUGGGGGGGGGGGGGGGAGGUGCCCUGGGGGAAACUGUUUCACCCGUACAGGUAACCACGCCCUUUUGGUUUUUCGGGGGUUUUGUUUUGUUCCUGGCCGGCGAGACCGGCCGCGACCAGCGGGCCGUGUUUAAGUUAACUGUAAAUGAAUAUAAAACUGUAAAGAGGAAAGCUUUUUGGAUUUGCGCUACCCCCCCCCCCCCCUCCUCCCCCCUGUCCCCCCCCCCCCCCUCCUCCACCUACCCCCCUCCCUCAACGAGUUUUACAUUUGACUGAACUGCUUCCAUUUCCACACCUUUCCGCUGGGGAAGGCGUCGAGGGGUCAAUGUCUUUGGUUAUUUUCUUUUUUUAAAUGAAAACCUUUCAGUCUGGAUCAUGCUCUAAGUUAUAAACUUAAGUUCUAUUGUUUUUUUUUUGAGGAAUAGAAAUCGUUUAGACCUUUUUGUUUCCUCAUUUUCUAUUGGAUUUCCAACCAAUUGCAGGGAUUCUUGACUCUGCUGUCUCUGUAAGGGCAGAUAAAUAUUGCACAGUUUUCUCUUCUCGUACUUCGACAAAUUUUUAUCACCAAGAGUUUUGUUUUGUUUUCGUUUAUUUUUACUUUCUUUGUGCAUUCCAUUCCUCCAUGUUUAGGACAGCCUCAAAAAUAUUUUUCCUCCACCUGUAAAUAACCACACAUUCAUUUGAAACCAUGUAAGUAAAAAAAAAAAAUGCUACUGUUAACUUUGGGUGCUUGCUUUUUUUUUUUGAUUACUCGACAGUUAACUCUUAACAUUGUUCGUAGCAGAGGGCCACUAUCACAGUGCACAACGCGCGCUCCCCAUUCUUCCAGCAGGGACUAGGCCGCGCUGGUGACGGCAGUGCACACGUUUAAAUAAUAAAAGAAAAACCUUCACGACAACGAUUCAGAUUUUAAAAGGGGUGAGCAUGUGUUGACAUUUCUGACUUUGUUUUUGUAAUAACUAUUGAAAUGCCAGUAUUUUGUAUCACAAACCUGUGUGGAUUCAAUUUUUACACUGUUGCCCUUUUUGCCAGAGAAAUGGGAGGCCUACAUUAUAACUGUUGCCUUAUAGAGCUGGUUUCUUUUAUCCGACACGGCAUUCUUUUAAAUUAGGCAGUGCCUACAUAUUUUCAGACCCGUUCUCCCCCAGGAGUUGGCCCUGAAAACUGAUAAUGACUCUGCUAUGUAAUCAAUGUUUUCUUGCUUUGUCCAAUUAAAAUGCUGAUGCGAAUAAAA
Molecule: messenger RNA, 2925 nt
Organism: Gadus macrocephalus (Pacific cod)
Lineage: Eukaryota; Metazoa; Chordata; Actinopteri; Gadiformes; Gadidae
Product: cytotoxic granule associated RNA binding protein TIA1-like
Exons: 13
Coding region: 197-1417 (406 amino acids)
Cellular component (GO): cytosol
Molecular function (GO): mRNA binding
Source: RefSeq, a predicted model, not a curated record